Globicephala melas (long-finned pilot whale) is the source of this 6830-nucleotide messenger RNA. It is a transcript of the gene COMTD1, whose product is annotated as catechol-O-methyltransferase domain containing 1. Lineage: Eukaryota; Metazoa; Chordata; Mammalia; Artiodactyla; Delphinidae. Gene Ontology annotation, molecular function: O-methyltransferase activity; S-adenosylmethionine-dependent methyltransferase activity. The record is from RefSeq and is a predicted model, not a curated record.
CAGUAAGGCCAUGAGGCCGCCAGAUGGUGGUCGAGGCCGCGGCUCCGAGGGCACUGCCCGGGCAAGUUGGAGCCGCGAGGGCCCGCGGGUCCCAGGGCGGUCCCAGUAGCCCUAGCGCAAGUGACCUGGACGCCGCUGCCUCCUGCCCGAACCAUGACCCAGCCCGUGCCCCGGCUCUCUGUGCCCGCCGCGCUGGCCCUAGGCUCGGCCGCGCUGGCCGCUGCCUUCGCCAGCGGCCUCUUCCUGGGGAGAUGGUUCCCUCCAUGGCGAUCCCGGCGAGAGAAGCGCCUGCUGCCCCCUGAGGACAGCCCCCUGUGGCAGUAUCUGCUGAGCCGCUCCAUGCGGGAGCACCCGGCGCUGCGGAGCCUGCGGCUGCUGACCUUGGAGCAGCCGCAGGGGGAUUCCAUGAUGACCUGUGAGCAGGCCCAGCUCUUGGCCAACCUGGCUCGCCUCAUCAAGGCUAAGAAGGCACUGGACCUUGGCACUUUCACAGGCUACUCGGCCCUAGCGCUGGCCCUAGCGCUGCCCCCGGCCGGGCGCGUGGUGACCUGCGAGGUGGACGCAGGGCCCCCGGAGCUGGGACGUCCCCUGUGGAGGCAGGCCGAGGUGGAGCACAAGAUCGAACUUCGGUUGAAACCCGCUCUGGAGACCCUGGAUGAGCUCCUGGCAGCGGGCGAGGCCGGCACCUUCGACUUGGCCGUGGUGGAUGCGGACAAGGAGAACUGCACCGCCUACUACGAACGGUGCCUGCAGCUGCUGCGACCCGGAGGUGUCCUCGCUGUGCUCAGUGUCCUGUGGCGUGGAGAGGUGUUGCAGCCUAAACCGCAGGACAAGGCGGCCCAGUGUGUGCGAAACCUGAAUGAGCGCAUUCUGCGGGACGCCAGGGUCCACAUCAGCCUCCUGCCCCUGGGCGACGGCCUCACCUUAGCCUUCAAGAUCUAGGGCUGGCCCCUACCGAGUGGCCUCAAGGGAGGGGCCCUGGGACCCCCAGCCAUUGACACCGAGUUUUAAAUCUGACAAUAAAGUGAGGCCUGGGACACGACAAUCUUCUGAGCCUCCGUAUGUGCUGAAGUGGGGUAGGGAGUGAAGGCCCCGCACUGGCUACAUCUUCAACAAAAGGGAGCCUUGAGGCCACAGAUGUUCAUCCCCUCCCUGGCACACUCCUGAGGACACUCUGGCACCAGGGCUGUAGCCUGACCACAGGAGCUUCCAGCUGACUGGAAGCAGGAUUAUCAAAAGUUUUAAUUGGGGCUUCCCUGGUGGCGCAGUGGUUGAGAGUCCGCCUGCCAAUGCAGGGGACCCGGGUUCAUGCCCCGGUCCGGUAAGGUCCCACAUGCCACGGAGCAGCUGGGCCCGUGAGCCAUGGCCGCUGAGCCUGCGCGUCUGGAGCCUGUGCUCCGCAACGGGAGAGGCCACAACAGUGAGAGGCCCGCGUACCGCAAAAAAAAAAAGUUUUAAUUGACCUGCCCACAUGCAGUUGGUCAGAAACCCCAGCUCCUUGUGGAGAUUUGCCUCCACAGGACCUGAGGGCUGGCAACCUGGUAGAGCCCCUGUGGUCUCCCUCUGACACCUCUUCCUAAGAAGGGCAAAUGACUAAAGUUCCUGUUCAGUGCAGCUGGAACCGGUGGAGACCAAUCUGGGAUCUGAUGGCAGGAAAAGGGCCUUGCUCCAUGUAAGUGUUGUAGGUUACGCCAAUUCUGCUGGCCGUUUGCCCAGUUGUCACAGAACUGUCAGCUUGGCCUCACCUCUGCAGUGGAGGCCCUGGUCAACAUCACCUGAGACCAGGCCACUUGACUUAGGCCUGAGGACCUCAAGGUUGACUGGAGUAUGUAUCCUCUCCUCCCCAUGAAGUCCAUGAAGAACAUGAGACACUGAGUGGGAUCACUGGCCAGAGGUGUGAAGCAGACAGGCCAAUAGGUAGGAGGCAAUUUUUAACAAGUUCCCCAGAGGAAGAUGAAGAGGAAGUUAAGCUUUCCAACACAAACAUCUAUGAGCCUAUGAGCCCAGGUGGAGAGGGAGCCAGGUGCUUCACUCUGUGGUUUAAACCUCCACAAUCCAUAGGAAGAUCUUAUCUCCACACCACAAAUGAAGAUCAGGCUCAGAUAUGAAGUGUCCUUUCCACCAACACUGCCUCAGGCCUCAGGCAGAAAUGGCAUCAGCCUAGAAUUAGGUUUUGCCACCAUCUGUUAGGCCUGGGUGGUGGAACUGAACCUGGAGGCUGCUGAUUAAUAAAUUAAUCAUCUAUUAAUUUCUAACAUAUCAAGGCCACAGGAGCCCCAUGAGCCCACAGCUGGCAACUUUCAUAACCCUACAGUAUUUGGGAUAUAUACUUGCAUUUCAGACAACCCUCAGGAACCUGGCUGUAAACUAUCCUUCUCUCUCCUACUUAUAAAAGUAUAUAAGAAGCACAUGGGUGAAUAGGUCCAUUUUACUCUUAAGUAUCCUGAAAACACAAGAGCUGCUUUCAUACCUAGCUUGCAGACAGCCUUUCCUGUUUUUCUUCUUACCUAGCAAUAGGUCCUGCCUGAUUCAAACAAACUGGUUCAAAUUCCAACUUACUGCCAUUAAGUUAUGUGUCUUAUUCCAUGGGCCAUUCCAGCCAGUCCCUUAGGACAAACAGAUCAGAAGGGGCCUUUGUGCCCCCCAUUCCACCUGUAUGGAAAGCUUGUUUGGGUUGCUAAUCUCUCAUCAGAUUCUUCUUGACCUGGAAAUUUUCAGCAUGUAUCACUUUUUGGGUAAUAAGUAAGUACUACAUUUUCUUAUCUGUUCUGACUUCAAACUAUACCACAGAUCUAGUAUUAUGAAUUUGUUCAACAAAACCCUUCUCUAACCUUUGAUGGUAUCUUUCUAACACUUCUGCCAUCAAAAUUCCUCUUUCCUACUUUUCCAACCAAAUCAUCUAUUAAUUUCUAUCAUUCAGCUCAAGUCCAGAUUAAGGCCAAUGGCCACAUAGCCUGAAGGCACUCUGGUCACAAACUUAGGCCCAAGCUUCUCAGUGCCUGCCUGAAAAGAAACGAGUAACGACCUCUCACUGGGGCCCAUACACUUGCAUUCUACAGACCCUCUGGGUAUUGACACUGUCUGUCUACGCCUUACUCCCUUUCCCUACACCUCGUCCCAUCCUACCUAACUAGGGCCUGGAUCAUUUCCAAAGCAAUAACCCAAAGGGGUGUGGUGGGUGUAUACAACCUUCAGCACCAUCCCUUCAUUUCUCUUUUUUCAGCACUUGCUAACUCUUCCUGGAGUUCAUGAUGAUCCAAUGUAAUUUUUCAAAUUUACAAACUGAAGAUAUGAAGGCAUAUAUCUUCUUACUUUAUUGUAGUCUAAAAAUCUCAUGGAGUUACUCUCGGGUCAGAGGACUCUGUGGCACAGAUUCAUGAAAAGAGCAAAAUAAAUGCUCACUGGAAAAAUAAAGUACUAGCUAGAAACAAGGAAGAUUUGACCCUAGCUGCCAAGUUUUUAACUCUGCAAAUACUUAAGAGUCAUUAAUUAUGUAUACUUGUUUUAUUCAUAAUUUGUAAUGUUUUGGGAUACCAAAAGUAAUUCUAAUGAUGGUUGAAAUUAACAAAAAAUUUUAACCUCAUCUUAAAACAUCCACUGAUCCAUCUCAUUCAAUGGCAAUAUUCAAUGUUAAAAGAAACAUAAAAACAAACAUGCACACAAUUGCACAGUUUUCAUAAAGGUCUAUUUCAUUAUUGGUGGGUAGCGCAUUUAACAGUUAAAUACAUUUAAAUAAUGUAUAGGUGACUGCACGACUGCAGCAUUGGUAACUAGAUAGAUAACCAAUUCAACUAGAAACCAGCUAACAAGUAACUGCCUAAAUAUUUAAAAUACAGCUCUUGUUUAGAUCAUCCUUUGUUUUGAUCACCUUCUUGGGUGGGGGUGGGGGGGAAGCCUGCUGGUCACACUGGAAAUAUAUUAAGGCCAAAUCUUCUGAUGUCCAUUCCCAGAGGUUUCUUUCAGCUGGAUUAAGCCUCCAGCUCCAGGGCAAGCCCAAGUUUGUGGCCUCCAGCAUUAAUGCUCUUCCCAUCUACCAGAGCAGACAGUGUAAGCUUCACACCUGUAAACAAAAGCAGACAACUAUCAAGUGCCUGAAACACCUCAUGGGAGUCUGCAGUCACGCCACAACCUGUCACUUUUCCUCAGCUUGUCAGAUGACCUACUAGUGCCAGCCACCAGAGGGCGCUUGGGAGUAUCUGAGACACCAGACAAUUCAUUUGCACAUCCACAGUAAGGAAGGAAUGAAGUCCCAGAGCAUAAGAACUUCAUAAUAAAGCUCAAACAGCUCUGGAAAAUACAAUCAUGUUCAAUACACUAUCCAGACUAAAUGACAACCAUAACUGGAUCCUGGAAAGGAAAAGCUACAAUUAAGAGACACUUAGGACAAGUGCAGAAAUCCAAAUAUAUACUAUAUAUUAGGUAUAAUUUCAAACUGUUAAUUCCCUUAGCUGUGAAAACAGUAUUAUAGUUAUGAUGUCUUUAUAAUGAUGCAGUUAAAAAUGUCUUACUCUCAUGAUAUGUAUGCUAGGGCUGAUGUGUCUAUGUGCUUGGAAAACAUUUAAAUAAUUCAUAAGGAUAUGUGGGGAAAAAAGAAAAGAAGGAUUAUGUAUAGAGACAUGGAGAGAUAAUAAAAACAAAAUAAAUGUUAGUAAUUGGUCAACGUGGGGAAGGUAUGAGUGUUCGUGGUACCAUUCUUUUCUUUAGGUUUCAAAACAGUCAAAAAGUCUGGGGAAAAAGUUCGAAGUGCUUUAGAACCUUGCUCUUCAACUGGUGGUUCAAGAACCAGCAACACUGGCAUCACCUAAGAGCUUGUUAGAAAGUCAGAACCCCUCGCCCCAGACCUAUGUAUUUUAAUAAGAUUCCCAAGGUGAUUCAUGCACACACUGGUAUUUGAGAAGUACUGCUCCAGAAAACACAGCAAGGCUCAAAAAUACUAUGUAAAGUAAAUGAGACUAUAGAGACCAAACAACCAAAGCAAUGAGUGAACUAUGACUGGAGAAAUAAAAAUUACUACAAGACAUUUCAGGUACAAGUGAGGAAAGUAAAUAGAGAACGGAUAUUAAGUAAUAAUAUGGAAUCACUGUUAACUUUCUCAGGUGUGAUAACAGUAUUGUGGUUAUGCAGGACAAUGUUCUUAUUCUGAGGAGAUGCAUGCUGAAGCAUUUAGGGAAAUGUCAUGAUAGCUGCAAUUCCCAAACAGCCCACCAUAAAAAAAAAAGGAAAGGAAUAAAAAACUGUGGCAAAAGGUAAAUGUGUUCACUGUACUUUCUGUCAAUUCUUCUGUAUGCUUGAAAGGUUUGGAAAAGAAGCAGCUGAAUCUUGAGAAAGACAAACGAGUUGGAGGAAUCAGGCUCCCCAACUUCAAACUAUACCACAAACCUACAGUAAUCAAGACAGUAUGGUACUGGCACAAAAACAGAAAUAUAGAUCAAUGGUACAGGAUAGAAUGCCCAAAGAUAAACCCACGCACAUACUGACACCUAAUUUAUGACAAAGGAGGCAAGAACAUACAGUGGAGAAAAGACAGCCUCUUCAAUAAGUGGUGCUGGGAAAACUGGACAGCUACAUGUAAAAGAAUGAAGUUAGAACACUACCUAACACCAUACACAAAAAUAAACUCCAAAUGGAUUAAAGACUUGAAUGUAAGACCAGACACUAUAAAACUUUUAGAGGAAAAACACUCUUUGACAUAAACCACAGCAAGAUCUUUUUUGACCCACCUCCUAGAGUAACAGAAAUAAAAACAAAAAGAAACAAAUGGGACUUAAUUAAACUUUUUGUGCAGCAAAGGAAACCAUAAACAGGACAAAAAGACAACCCUCAGAAUGGGAGAACAUAUCUGCAAUUGAAACAACAAAGGAUUAACCUCAAAAUAUACAAACAGCUCAUGGAGCUUAAUAUCAAAAAAACAAACAAUCCAGUUAAAAAAUGAGCAGAAGAGGAGCGCUUCCCUGGUGGCGCAGUGGUUGAGAGUCCGCCUGCUGAUGCAGGGGACACGGGUUCGUGCCCCAGUCUGGGAAGAUCCCACAUGCCAUGGAGCGGCUGGGCCCGUGAGCCAUGGCCGCUGAGCCUGCGCGUCCGGAGCCUGUGCUCCGUAACGGGAGAGGCCACAACAGUGAGAGGCCCGCGUACGGCAAAAAAAAAAAAAAAAAUGAGCAGAAGACCUAAAUAGACAUUUCACAAGGAAGACAUACAGAUGGCCAAGAGGCACAUGAAAAGAUGCUCAACACCAGUAAUUAUUAGAGAAAAGCAAGUCAAAACUGCAAUGAGGUAUCACCUCACACUGGUCAGAAUGGCCAUUAUCAAAAGCUAAAAACAAUCAAUGCUGGAAAGGGUGUGGUGAAAAGGGAACCCUCUUGCACUGUUGGUGGGAAUGUAAAUUGAUACAACCACUAUGGAGGACAGUAUGGAGGUUCCUUAAAAAACUAAAAAUAGAACUACCAUAUGACCCAGCAAUCCCACUACUGGGCAUAUACCCUGAGAAAACCAGACACAUGCACCCCAAUGUUCACUGCAAGCACCAUUUACAAUAGCCAGGACAUAGAACCAACCUAGAUGUCCAUCGACAGAUGAAUGGAUGAAGAAGAUGUGGCACAUAUAUACAAUGGAAUAUUACUCAGUCAUAAAAAGAAACGAAAUUGAGUUAUUUGCAGUGAGGUAGAUGGACCUAGAGUCUGUCAUACAGAGUGAAGUAAGUCAGAAAGAGAAAAACAAAUACCAUAUGCUAAAGCAUACAUAUGGAAUCUUAAAAAAAAAGAAAAAAUGGUACUGAUGAAUCUGGUUGCAGGGCAGGAAUAAAGAGGUAGACAUAAGAGAACGGACUUGAUGAC